AAAAUAAUUGAUUAUCGGCUUGGUUUGGGUUCAGUUUUGCAAAAAGAUUUCAUCAAGUUUUUUAAAAAUGUCAUCGGAUGUUGCUGUAAUGAAAGGAAAACUUGAUGUUGAUAUUGAGAAACUUAAUCUUGCUCUCACUUUGAAUACUGGUCAAAAUUUUCGUUGGCGAUUAAUCGAUUCAAAUAAAUGGUUUGGCGUGAUUGCUAAUCUUUAUGUUGUUAUUCUUGAACAAUGUGACCACACCAUUCAUUAUGAAGUUAUCAAUGUUGAUUAUGUUAUCAGUUCUUGGUCAACAAAAGUUUCAACAAAAAAAAUUCAUGAUUCUUUUCAUAAUCUUCUUGAAAAUUAUUUCCGAUUGGAUGUGGAUCUUGAUUAUCUUUACGAUCAUUGGUCCAGAUGUGACUAUAAUUUCCAUCAAAUAAGUAGCCGUCUUAAAGGCAUACGGUUAUUACGUCAAGAUAUUAUCGAGAAUAUAUUUACAUUUAUUUGUUCAUCAAAUAACAAUAUUAAACGAAUUUCUAAAAUGGUCGAAAAUUUAUGUCAAAAUUAUGGCACCAAACUUUUUAACGCCUGUGAUCAAUCACUCAUUACUGAAGAUGUCUAUUCAUUUCCGGAAAUCGACAGUCUUGCCGCUGGCGAUCAUAUAGAUCGUCGACUAAGAGAACUAGGUUUUGGAUAUCGUGCUCGAUUCAUUUGUCAAACUGCUCAGCAAAUCAUGAAUCAAAGCAAUCAGAAACCAACUGAGUGGAUCAAGCGAUUAACUUUGUCGUCCUAUGAAGAUGCUCGUCUAUUAUUGAUGUCAUUGCCAGGCAUCGGUGCCAAAGUAGCUGAUUGUAUUUGUUUAAUGUCACUUGGUUUCACUGAUUCAGUACCGAUCGAUACACAUGUACUGCAAUUGACAACCAAACUAUAUGCUAAUGAAAAUCCAUCAUUUAAAAUGACAAAAUCAUCAUUGAGUGCCAAAAAAUAUAAAGAAAUCGGAGAUUUUUAUCGUCAAAAAUUUCAAUUGCACGCUGGUUGGGCACAGACCGUGCUAUUCUGUUCAGAUUUAAAAAAAGUGUCGCGUGAUAAAAUCAAAAAAACUAAAAAUGAAAAUCAAGAUUAAAUGGCCACAUAAACCAAAAAAU
Messenger RNA from Dermatophagoides pteronyssinus (European house dust mite), 1127 nucleotides. RefSeq names its product 8-oxoguanine DNA glycosylase (gene Ogg1). Lineage: Eukaryota; Metazoa; Arthropoda; Arachnida; Sarcoptiformes; Pyroglyphidae. Gene Ontology annotation, cellular component: nucleus. Gene Ontology annotation, molecular function: 8-oxo-7,8-dihydroguanine DNA N-glycosylase activity; damaged DNA binding. The record is from RefSeq and is a predicted model, not a curated record. Gene Ontology annotation, biological process: nucleotide-excision repair; base-excision repair, AP site formation; base-excision repair.